Molecule: messenger RNA, 2613 nt
Organism: Lactuca virosa
Lineage: Eukaryota; Viridiplantae; Streptophyta; Magnoliopsida; Asterales; Asteraceae
Source: the annotation of a GenBank genome assembly
AUGAAGACGAUCAUAGGGAGAGUGGUGUUACUCAAGAAAAAUGUGUUGGAUAUCAUCGACUUGAGUGCAUCGGUUCUGGAUCGACUUCAUGAGCUUGUGGGGAAAAACGUCACUCUGCAACUUAUCAGUUCUCAUGGUUUUGAUAAUCAAUCCCCAGAAAAGAACUUGAAAGGGAAGGUAGGGAAGCCAGCUAGGUUGGAAGAUUGGAUUACCACUAUUACCCCUCUGACAGAUGGAGAAUCCACGUAUAAAGUAACAUUUGAAUGGGAUGAAGAUACAGAAGUGCCUGGGGCAUUUCUUGUCCAGAAUCAUCACCACAGUGAAUUUUACCUCAAAACACUUACACUUGAAGAUGUUCCUGGCCAUGGACAUGUACAUUUUGUCUGUAACUCGUGGGUUUACCCUACAAAACGCUACAAAAAGGAUCGUAUUUUCUUCACCAAUAAGGCAUAUCUUCCUGGUGAGACACCUGAAUUUCUACGUUCAUAUAGAGAUGAAGAGUUGGAAAUCUUGCGAGGGGAUGGAACUGGGAUGCUUGAAGAAUGGGAUAGGGUUUACGACUAUGCUUUCUAUAACGACUUGGGAAAUCCCGAUAAAGACCUUAAUGAUGCACGCCCAGUUCUUGGAGGAUCUUCAGAGUACCCAUAUCCUCGUAGGGGUAGAACAGGAAGACCACCCACCAACUCAGAUCCUAAGACGGAGAGUAGGCUUCCACUUCUUAUGAGCUUAAACAUAUAUGUGCCAAGAGAUGAAAGAUUUGGACACUUGAAGUUGUCUGAUUUUCUUGCUUAUGGUCUAAAAUCCAUCGUUCAGUUCCUCCUCCCCGAGUUUCAAGCUCUAUGUGAUACCACCCAUGAUGAAUUUGACUCGUUUGAAGAUAUCUACAAGCUUUAUGAAGGAGGAUUCAAGCUUCCUGGAGGUCCUUUACUUGAUCGUAUUCGAGAAAACAUCCCCUUAGAAUUGCUGAAAAUAGUUCUUGAAACAGAUAGUGAUGGAAUUGCAAAAUUUCCGAAACCACAAGUCAUUAAAGAGGACAAGUCAGCUUGGAGGACAGAUGAAGAAUUUGCAAGAGAAAUGCUGGCUGGAGUCAAUCCUGUUAAAAUCUGUCUUUUAAAAGAGUUCCCUCCAACAAGCAAGCUGGACGUCCAUAUUUAUGGCAAUCAAAAUAGUUCGAUAAAACCACACCACAUCGAGAAAAACCUAAAUGGGUUAAAAGUAGAUGAGGUUUUGAAAGCAAAUAGGUUAUUCAUACUGGAUCAUCAUGACUCAUUGAUGCCAUACUUGAGGCGAAUAAAUGCAACCACGAACAAGAUUUAUGCAUCAAGAACUUUGCUCCUGCUACAAAAUUAUGGAACUUUAAAACCAUUAGUAAUCGAGUUAAGCUUACCCCAUCCUGAUGGAGAUAAUCUUGGUGCCAUUAACAAUGUUUACACCCCUGCUGAAAAUGGAGUGGAAGGCUCCAUCUGGCAGUUGCAUACCCAUGCAGUUGUUGAGCCAUUCGUGAUUGCUGCAAAUAGGCAACUUAGCGUACUCCACCCUGUUUAUAAGCUUCUCUACCCUCAUUUCCGUGAUACCAUGAAUAUCAAUGCAUUCGCUAGGCAGAUAUUGAUCAACGGUGGAGGCAUCCUUGAACUAACUGUAUUUCCUGGAAAAUAUUCUAUGGAAUUGUCUUCGGUGUUGUAUAAGGAUUGGGUUUUUCCUGAACAAGCACUUCCAGUGGAUCUUGUCAAGAGGGGAAUGGCGGUUGAGGACUCAGAUUCUCAUCAUGGACUUCGCCUACUAAUCGAUGAUUAUCCAUAUGCGGUUGAUGGACUUGAGAUUUGGUCCGCUAUCAAAUCUUGGGUUGAGGAUUACUGUAAAUUCUACUACAAGAACGAUGAUAUGAUUCAAAAUGACACAGAGCUUCAAUCAUGGUGGAAGGAACUACGUGAAGAGGGACAUGGUGACAAGAAACACGAGCCAUGGUGGCCUAAAAUGGAUUCUUGUCAAGAACUGAUAAACAUCUGCACUACAUUCAUAUGGGUGGCUUCUGCUCUUCAUGCCUCUGUAAAUUAUGGGCAAUACCCUUAUGCUGGUUAUCUCCCUAAUCGUCCAACUCUAAGCCGUAGGUUUAUGCCAGAACCAAAUACUCCUGAGUAUGAUGAACUUAAAGAGAAUCCUGAUGAUGUUUUCUUGAAAACCAUUACUCCUCAACUACAAACGCUUCUUGGGAUAGCGCUGAUAGAGUUAUUGUCAAGGCAUUCAUCGGAUGAGGUUUACCUUGGACAAAGAGAGUGUCCUGAGUGGACAAUGGAUGCAGAACCUUUGAAGGCAUUUGAGAAAUUUGGGAAGAAGCUGAAAGAUAUCGAGGAAAAGAUUGUAAAAAUGAACAAUGAUGAAAAGUUGAAGAACAGGAUUGGACCAGUUAACGUACCAUAUACCCUACUAUACCCAACGAGCGAAGAGGGACUUACUGGGAAGGGAAUUCCUAAUAGUACGUCCAUGUGAGAUGGAUUUAGCAGUAUGUUUAUAACAUUUGAUUGAAUAACAAAAGGAAAAUCGGACCAUGUCUCGAUUAUAGUAUUUUGUUAGCUAAUUGCUUUCAUCUCGUUUGUUGGUGUGAACUCUAUUUGU